AUGGACCUCAAAAACAUUAUUCUUCCGUUCCAAGACACCUCAACGCAAUGGGACAUCCGAGUAGACGAAGGAGUAGUGACCUCCAUGAAACCAGCCGCUGGCAAGACAUUACCUAGCGUAAUGCUUCCUUCACUCUGCCAUCCUCAUAUCCAUCUUGACAAACCAUAUCUUCUUACCUGCAACCACCCAAAAUCCUCAAACCACCCAGAUUACUCUGAUCUGGCUCCCAAAACAGGAGGGUUUCAAGAAGCCUUGGCCAAUACAGCUGAAGCGAAGAAACGCUACACCGAGGAGGACUUGUACAUACGAGGCUCUCAGCUUAUAGCGACAAGUUACAAACAAGGUGUUACAUUCAUGAGAGCCUUUGUUGAGGUUGACUCCGUCACUGAGCUGAAGACUUUGGAGGUCGGACUGCGGUUGAAGAAGGAAUUCGAAGACUUUCUGGAAGUACAAAUUUGCGCUUUUGCACAGGAUCCUAUAUUCUCGACGGAGAAGGGAGAGGCAAACCGAGCAAUGUUGGAGAAGGCGCUUGAACGUUUCGGUUCGGAUAUCGAGGUCAUUGGGAGUACUCCAUAUGUGGAAUCUGAUCCUGAAGCGCAGAAUCAGAAUAUUCGGUGGGCUAUUGAGACCGCAUUGAAACAUGGGAAACAUCUCGACUUUCACAUUGAGUUCAAUUUGGAGGGCGAUGGAACCCAUAUGUCUGUUUUUGAUCACGUCAUUGAAGAGCUCAAGCGUCUGAAGUGGCCUACACAUCCCGGUGCUCCAACUGUUGUUUUUGGGCAUGCUACAAGACUUACUCGUGCUUCGCAUGAUGAUCUCGUCAAACUGUCGCAGAAGCUGAGAGAGACAAAACUGCCCGUUCAUUUCGUCGGACUGCCAACCAGCGACCUCUACAUGAUGGGCAGACACGGUUCGGAUCGUCCGGAACAGAGCGAACCGCUCAGUCGACUAUGCGGUACUAUCAUGGUACCAAAGCUAAUCAAAGAUUUUGGAAUCAACGCCUGCUUGUCAGUCAACAACGUUGGCAACCCAUUUACUCCCCACGGCGAUGGCGAUCCUCUAAAAAUAGCCAGCUUGGGAGUUGGGUUAUUCCACGCCGGAACAGUCGAUGAUGCAAAGAUAUUGUAUGAAGCUGUCAGCACGCGAGCAAUGGACGCUUUGAACCCAAGGACUGAAGGACAUCAUGCUAUGUUCACAUUAGCGGAAUUCCGCCCGAUGAUGCCGAUGCUGCUGUACAAGAAUGAAGAGAAUAUGGAGAUCAGAUCGGAACUUCGUAGCAUCCAGGUCCCGGCGCGGCAAAGGCUUAGCAUCCAGGAUAUUGUCUGGGAUCCGCCAGAAACACGACUUAGAAGCAUCGUUGGAUAG
Fusarium tjaetaba is the source of this 1365-nucleotide messenger RNA. RefSeq names its product cytosine deaminase. Gene Ontology annotation, molecular function: hydrolase activity, acting on carbon-nitrogen (but not peptide) bonds, in cyclic amidines. The record is from RefSeq and is a predicted model, not a curated record. Lineage: Eukaryota; Fungi; Ascomycota; Sordariomycetes; Hypocreales; Nectriaceae. The coding region runs from base 1 to 1365 and encodes 454 amino acids. The transcript has a single exon.